Phaeodactylum tricornutum CCAP 1055/1 is the source of this 2157-nucleotide messenger RNA. Its product is annotated as bacterial type voltage activated sodium channel. Bases 1 to 2157 code for a protein of 718 amino acids. Gene Ontology annotation, biological process: monoatomic ion transport; transmembrane transport. The record is from RefSeq and is a predicted model, not a curated record. Lineage: Eukaryota; Bacillariophyta; Bacillariophyceae; Surirellales; Neidiaceae. Gene Ontology annotation, cellular component: voltage-gated sodium channel complex; plasma membrane. Gene Ontology annotation, molecular function: voltage-gated sodium channel activity. The transcript has 2 exons.
AUGAAACGGAGGUUACCGAUAGACUCCGUUGGUACAGGGAGAAGGAAUCCGAAAAAGCCGACAGAGUUCGAUCAUCAGGGAAACGAUCAGCAGGUCGAGUUAGGACUGCAGGAGACUCAAACACGAGCUGCAGUGGCAGCGCAACGACAUGGCAGGAGACUCAAUCACAGCGAGGAGACUGCAGGCGAUGACAGUGCUCUCUCGCAUCUGCCUCACGGCUCGCAAAUGUCGACUGAACCCACUAAUGGCAAGUCUUACCGAUCAUCUCGCGGGGAGCUUCCGAUUAUGAGGUUCCAGGAUAGCGAGGCGGCGGCUGCUGCUAGUUCUGUGAGUGCUUCCUCGCAAUCCUCUCCCACCAACCAGAGUGAAGCUGGUUCUAACUUGCCGGGAUCUCCCAUGCUGGGUGCCAGAGCUCCCUUAUCCGCCGGUGCCAGUAGUAGACCUUUUCGAAAAUCGCUCAUUUCAAAUCUCAUGGAUUUGCCCUCCGAGUCGCACUGGGAGGAUCGCGUCUCUGUUGAACGCCCAAAAUCGAUUGUUCGACGAGCCCGGUUGUUGUGCGGAAAGGUCGUCGAAGCACCUGCCGUGCAACUCACGAUUGUUACACUCAUUGUCAUCAACGCUAUUUUGAUGGGUGUUGCUACUUUUGAUUUCGUCACGGAUCGCCCACACAUCAAUCGCGCGUUUGAAACUACCGACCGUGUCUUCUUGAUCAUUUUCACAAUUGAGUUGUCUUUGCAAUUCAUUUAUCGGAGUUUGGGGCUAUUUAUGGACGGGUGGCUGGUGUUCGACUUCGUUAUUGUCAUCACCAGUUGGAGUCUGGAAAGUUUGCAAAUUAUUCGGGCUUUUCGCGUAUUUCGAGCCUUUCGUUUAAUCAAUCGGGUGGGGCCACUUCGGGAGCUCAUCAUGGCGCUUGGAACCGUCAUGCCGCGGAUGUACGCGAUUGGCACGCUGCUCCUUCUUAUCUUCUACGUGUACGCGGUACUCUUUACCGAACUGUUUCGGGAUUUAGAGCUUUCCGAGAACUAUUUCGGAUCUUUGGACGUGGCCUUAUUCUCUUGCAUGCAGUUCAUGACGUUGGAGUGGGCGGAUACAGCAAGAGAAUGUAUGGAACAACGGUCAUGGGCCUGGAUGCCUUUUGUCAGUUUCAUCGCCAUUACCGGUUUUAUCGUUUUCAACUUGAUUGUGGCGGUCGUUUGUGACGCCGUAUCGGUUGUGGACCAGCAAUCCCGGGCCGACAAGGCAGGGAAUGUCGAAACGGACUUGAUGAAGUUACACCACGCACAGGAGCGGUUACAGGAAUUGUCCGAAACUGUAGACGAUAUGCGAACGCGACACGAAAAACUUCAACGGACGAUACUACUGUUGGGCACAACGCUGCAAUCAUCGAGUGCAAUUCGACCUCGUCUUCAAGGAAAAACGCACCCCGGCUCUUUGCUGGGUCCCAGUAUGAGUGACAACGACGAUUCUCCACAGAUUGGUAGCAGUUCAAGCCAUAGCAACGGGGAAGAAAACGAUGGAGUUGGUAAUGAAGACGACAAGGCACGUGGCUUUUCGGAGUAUCAAGCCCUUAGUAUCCAGUCGCACACGCUAAGUGAGACCACAAUGGACCCGCUAAUGGCUUCCUUUACUGUACGAUCGCAGCAGAGCGACACGAAUUUGACGCAGAGCUCGACUUCGCUAAGUGCGUACAUUAGCGCUGGAUCGACGAGUUUGGAAGGUGCCGAAGCCCGCACCACCGACGCUCUGGCCUCCGUUCAAUCUCAACGAGCACCGUGGGCUCCCAAAACAUUGUCUGAAAGCUUGCUGCAACGUGGCGAAGCCGAUAGUGAACCUUCCGAAUCUAUAGGGGAAGGAUGGGAAGACUCUGAAGAAGCGGUAACCAUGGCAAGCCUGGCCAUGAGAGGCUACUUGAAUCCUUCGUCGACCCAGCGGAGUCGACCAAACAGGGCCUCUUCGCCUGCCACGGCGGCUACCGAACAGUCGUCAGCCACAACGGUCGAUCCGAACGGAGAGGCAACCCAAAAUCAACAAAACGGAACGGAAAGAAAAUCGAGCUCAGGCACGACCACAACAAAAGUUACAGCACGAGAGGAGAUGCCACCUAUGGCAAAAGCUAUGGAAGGCGUAAUGCACCCCCUAUCCUUGAUGCUUCGCUGA